AUGUCAGCUCAACAAUCGCCGUCGGCGCACGCCGCUUCGCAGCAGCAGCAGCAGCAGACAUCCAACGGUGGACCAUCCUAUGGCCCUCAUCCCGGCAUGGCCGCUCGAAUCGCAUCUUCUUCUUCGGACAAGCCGGUCCCUCCUCCACCCACUUCAGCACCGGAGGCUCAACAGCCGUCGUCCUCGACGUUUGCAUCCGGCACAUCCGCGUCUGGGAUGCAUCCAAAUCUGGAACAGCGCAAAGGGCAAGUGGUUGGUCGGUCCGAGAAUGAUGCUGCUCGAGUCUAUGAGCCUCACUCGAAACCGAGAGAACUCUUUUUGCGCGUUCGCAUCCAGACGAUCGAAAAGGCCAAGAAGGAUCUGCUGGUGCGCCUCGAUGCGCUCACCAAUCUGCCUCACUUCCGCGCUUCCUCGUAUCCGGGAGUCAUCCGAACCUAUCGCGAGCUCUGUCUCUUCGCUCUCGCCCUUUCGCUCUCGAGUCCCGCCAUCAUUGUGCCCGCUUUGCCGCUGCCAUCCACAACCGCAAGUGGCCUAGAAGAUACCCGCAUCCUCCGUCUCAUGCUCAGCAGAUGGUUCUCUCGCGUCCUUGCAGAGCCUGCGCUCAGAGACCAUCCAGAGACCCGCAACUUGAUCGAAGCCGACUUUGCCUACUCGCCCACUCCGCCUGGCACUGGAAGCUCCUCCGCCGCUCGCAAACGUUUCGCAAACGCCAUGGCAAGCGCAGCUUCCGUCGCCUAUGGCGGUGUCGAUGCCACCGGCGGUCUUCCCAACGGCGUGCUCGCCACAUCUGCCUCCGCUGGAUCUCGUACCACCAGCGGUGGUUUCAGCAUCCUCGGUCUCGGCGGCAGCAACAAAGGCCUCAGCACGUCUAGAAGCGUCUACGACGAUGACGAGGACCUCGUAGCUGCUAGAGCUGAAGUCACUCGUCUCGAAAUGCAAUUCGCCGAUGCUGCUGAAGCUUCCGAAAAGCUCGCCAACUCGCGUCGCUUGCUCACCGUCGCCCUGUCCGACUUGUCCGUAAAGCUCAACAACCUCGGUGCUGUAGAAGAAAUCCGACCACCUUCCUUGCGCCUCGGUCUGCCCUACGUCCUAAAACGAACAGCCUACACCGCACGCACCCUCGGCGAUCUCCAAGAUGCGCUAGCCAACACCGAGCUGCUGACCAUCGGCGACGCCGUCGCCUACCAGUCCAUCAACGCUAGAGCCGCAAAAGAGACCAUGCUUGCCCGCAACGCUCUUGUCGAGGAACACCACAACGCCCAAAAGAUCACCGUGAACAAAAAGAGAGAAGCUGAGCAUCUCAAAAUGCAGCGAAACCUUCGCGCCGACCGAGUCGACGACGCACUAGAGGAGCUUCAAGAGGCAAAGCGGCACGAACACGCACUUGCGCUCCAUCUCAAAAAGAUCAGCCAAGAGCUGCACAACAGCUUGCAGAGCCACAGCAAGUAUGCGCAUCAGGAUCUGCAGCAGGCAUUGGCGGAGCAUGCGAGGGGCAGCGUCAUGUUUUCGCGUCAGCUGUUGAAGGAGAUGAAAGGGCUCAAGGCUGAGCUCGAUAACGGUGCAAGGAGACCGGAUAGCUCAGGCAGCAGGUUUCAGACGCCGCAGAGGCCAUCGCAUGCGCAGACGCAGGCUACAGAGUCGGCGCGGCCGCCGUUUGCUCAUGUUCACUCGGACGUGAGCUCGUCAGCGGAACGUCCAUCUUCAGCUCAGUCCAGACCUGAAGAAUCGCAGUUCUCUGCACCCAACGGUACUGGGUCCAGCAAACCAGGGCCGCCGUCGCUGCUACCUGACCAAACGAUGAGGUCUCCGACGUCCGCAGCGUCUACACCGCACACUUCCUCGCCUACGCCGCAACAACCACCGCUGCAGUCUCAGCUACGGUCGCCCAUGCCGACCUCGUCCAAUGCAUGGUCGGGCGCUUCUCCGAUUGGCACGCCCAACCUCUCCCGAUCCAUGCAUGUAAGCGCAUCCCAAUCGGGUUCUCGCGUGGGAGACAAUCCGUUCGCUUCCAAUUUUAACGCGGGUGCCAACGGGACGCAGUCCAUGCUCCUCAAUCGUCCCAGCGCAGGUGGUGCGCGACCAAAUCCGUUCGGCACACUCAACUCUGGCUCGUCGGGCACUGCUAGUGGCAGGUCGAGGAUCUCGGCUUCGGAAGCGGCGAGGAGCUUGGCUGGCAAGUUUUGA
This is a messenger RNA of Pseudozyma hubeiensis SY62, 2184 nucleotides long. RefSeq lists its product as hypothetical. Bases 1 to 2184 code for a protein of 727 amino acids. The record is from RefSeq and is a predicted model, not a curated record. The transcript has a single exon. Gene Ontology annotation, cellular component: endosome; retromer, tubulation complex. Gene Ontology annotation, molecular function: phosphatidylinositol-3-phosphate binding. Gene Ontology annotation, biological process: intracellular protein transport; retrograde transport, endosome to Golgi. Lineage: Eukaryota; Fungi; Basidiomycota; Ustilaginomycetes; Ustilaginales; Ustilaginaceae.